AUGGAGGCCGCCGCGGAUCUCGCGGCGGGGGCGGAGGAGGGCGCCAAGGGAGACGACGCGGCGGGCAGGCUCACCUACGAGAUCUUCUCCCUCCUCGAGGCCAAGUUCCUCUUCGGCCGCGCCGACGUCGCCGCCGCCGGCCCCCCGCGCGCGCCGGGCAAGGUGUGCGUCCUCUCCAUCGACGGCGGCGCGCGCGCGUCCGACGGGCUCCUCGCCGGCGCCGCGCUCGUGCGGCUCGAGGCCGCGCUGCGGCGGCGCGCGGGGAGCCCUGCCGCGCGGCUGCCCGAUUUCUUCGACGUCGCGGCGGGGUCCGGCGCGGGGGGCGUCCUCGCGGCCCUGCUGUUCGCGCGCGGCCCGCGCGGGCGGCCCCUGUACGCCGCCGAGGACGCGCUCGCGUUCCUGCUCCGCCGCGUCCGGCGCGGGAGGAGCUGGCCCGCCGGUCUCGUCCGCCGCGGCGGCGCGGGGUCCGCCUUCGGGCGGGCGCUCGGGGAGCUCACGCUCCGGGACACGGUGCGCCCCGUGCUGGUCCCGUGCUACGACCUCGGCACGCGGGCGCCGUUCCUCUUCUCCCGCGCCGACGCCGCGGAGUCCCCCGCGCACGACUUCCGGCUCCGGGACGUCUGCGCCGCGACGUGCGCGGGUGCCGCGGCGGUAGAGGUCUUGUCCGUGGAUGGCGGCACCCGGAUCCGCGCCGUGGGCGGCGGCGCCGCGCUGGGCAACCCCACGGCGGCCGCGAUCACGCACGUGCUCAACAACCGGCGCGAGUUCCCCGCCGCGGCCACCGUCGACAACCUCCUCGUCAUGUCCAUCGGCACGGGGGAGGCCGCCGGGCGCGGGGAGGUCGCCCGGAUCGCCGCCGAGGGCGUGUCCGACAUGGUGGAUCAAGCUGUCGCCAUGGCGUUCGGACACAGCAGGACGACCAAUUACAUCCGCAUCCAGGUAACAGGCACGGGGAGCCGUCGCGGCGGCGGCGGCGGCGGGCGGGCGCCCCGGGCGUGCGGCGGCGAGACGGGGGAGCAGGCGGUGUGGAAGGCGGAGGCGAUGCUGCUGCAGAGGAGCGUGGAGUCGGUGCUCUUCCAGGGCAGGAAGGUGGCCGGCGAGACCAACGCCGAGAAGCUGGAGCGCUUCGCGCGCGAGCUGGCCAAGGAACACGCCCGGCGGAAGCACCAGCAGCAGGCCAUCGAACAGGCGAGCACCGACGACGACGUCCCCCCGCCGGCCGUCGUCGUCACUCCAGCCGCGCCCAAACAGACGCCGACGCCGCCGCACAAAGCAAUAACCGCGUCGUCGUCGUCGUCGUCCGCCAGCGCCGCCGGUUCGACGGAGGCAGCCGCGCCAUCCGAAGCUCCGCCCCCGCCGCGGCGGCGCCGGCCACGCAUCGCUAAGUCUGUACUCGAUUGAUCGACGAUCGAUCUUGCUGCUGCUCUUGCAGAGUUCCAAAUGAAU
Molecule: messenger RNA, 1446 nt
Organism: Panicum hallii
Lineage: Eukaryota; Viridiplantae; Streptophyta; Magnoliopsida; Poales; Poaceae
Product: patatin-like protein 3
Exons: 3
Coding region: 1-1401 (466 amino acids)
Biological process (GO): lipid metabolic process
Source: RefSeq, a predicted model, not a curated record